AUGUCCAAUUACCAAGAUCCGUUUUAUCAAGGUGACAGUUCUUAUUAUCAGGAUGGUUUUUAUGCCUCAAAUUUUGAUCAAAACGCGGCAGUGCCCCAAGAAAACUAUGGUCAACAAUUUCACAAUUACGGCGGUUACACAGGUGGAUAUAACAGUUACGAAUAUCCAGCUAACGGUCCGGCAGCACCUCAGCCUUAUUCUCCUUACAUGGGUAGUAUGAGUCAAGGAGUACGCCAAAUUGACGAAGCUCAUGUCACCGAUUUCGAUGAUGAACCUCCCCUCCUUGAAGAACUUGGCAUCAACUUCGAUCACAUCUGGGAAAAAACUCUUUCGGUUUUAAAUCCGCUCAAAAUGACUGAUUCCCAUAUCAUGGAUGACACUGAUUUAACAGGACCACUUAUAUUUUGUUUGGCGUUCGGAGGAUUUCUUCUUCUGCAUGGAAAAGUUCAUUUUGGUUACAUUUAUGGUUUUAGCGCCUUGGGAUGUAUGGCUAUGUACGUUGUUCUUAAUUUAAUGAGUAUGACUGGGGUGUCUGUGGGAUGUGUUAUUAGUGUCCUGGGUUACUGUCUGCUUCCCAUGGUAGCACUGUCUGGUGUCUCGUUGUUCAUGUCACUUCAAGGAAUGCUUGGAUCAAUUCUUACCACUGUUGUUAUUGGUUGGUGUAGUGUGGCAUCAUCAAAGUUUUUUGUGACAGCAUUAGCCAUGGAUCACCAGCAACCUCUUGUAGCCUAUCCUUGUGCUUUGGUGUAUGGAAUAUUUGCACUUUUAACUGUAUUCUGA
Messenger RNA from Porites evermanni, 780 nucleotides. NCBI's taxonomy places the organism in Eukaryota, Metazoa, Cnidaria, Anthozoa, Scleractinia, Poritidae. The record is from the annotation of a GenBank genome assembly.